GAUAAAAAGAAAAAGAAAUAAGCCUGUAUCAAUCUCUCUCUCUCUCUCUCUCUAUCUAUCUCUAUCUCAAAAUCCAAUAUAUUGAUUCAGAACCAGGGUUCACAGAUCCAUACAAUAAUCAAUAAUGUCAAGUCAAUCACCCUCCACUUACGAAUCAAACUCCACUUACGGCACGGUACCAACUACCUCCUCCACCACCACCACCAGACAACAGCCACUGACAACAUUCAUCACGCAAGCCAAAUCCCAGACCCAAACCCUAUUCGCCACCCGCCGCCCAUGGCGAGAACUCUUCGAUCGCCACUCCUUCUCUCGGCCUCACACCUACGCGGAUGCCAUGUCCCGCAUCAGGCGAAACCUAAACUACUUCCGAGUCAACUACGCCAUGUUUAUUUUGCUCGUUCUCUUCCUCAGCCUCAUCUACCACCCAAUUUCGAUAAUCGUCUUCUUGAUCGUGUUCGUCGCCUGGUUCUUCCUCUACUUCUUUCGCGACGACCCGAUUAUGCUGUUCAACAAGAGGUUCGAUGAUCGGCUCGUUUUGGUGGGUCUGAGUUUGAUUACUGUCAUCGCCUUGGUGUAUACUCAUGUGGGUUUGAAUGUGUUGGUGUCGUUGUUGAUUGGGGUUGUGGUUGUUGGGUUACACGGGGCGUUUAGGAUUACAGAGGAUCAGUUCUUGGAUGAGCAGGAGGCUGCUGAAGGAGGGUUGCUUUCGGUCGUCAGCGGCGAGCCAAUGCGGCCUACUCAUACUCUGGGUUGAAUUUGUUGUUGAACGAUCAUGAGUAUUGCUAAUGGUGGGACUAGGGUGACUUGGAUUCGGAUUUUGAAGUUUGGCGUUUCUAUUUCUCUGACUGUCUUUUCAAGUGCUGUUAUCAUUGGAAUGUGGUGAUGAUUUGUAAUGUGAAAUAGCAAACUGACAAUUGCUUAGUCAUGGACAGAAUUGGGCUAUACGGCAUUUUGUAGUAUCAAUAGUAGAGGUGAUUUAUCUUUUUCUUGCUAUCCGAAUUUUAUUUUUGGGAUAUGCAGGGUAGUCUUUGAACUUUGUUUUAACUAAUUGUUUUUUUGUAUAUGUUAAAGAGAAUGCUAUAUAAUGCACUUUUCUCUUGGCAGUAUUGAGUUUAGAUGUUAAUUUGUUAAGUAAAAAACCGAAAAUUGUCAUCUCAUGCUAUUAUUAAUGAGAAGCAUGCACUUGGUACUAUUGUCAA
This is a messenger RNA of Cornus florida, 1202 nucleotides long. RefSeq names its product PRA1 family protein E-like. Bases 125 to 757 code for a protein of 210 amino acids. Gene Ontology annotation, cellular component: Golgi apparatus; endoplasmic reticulum. NCBI's taxonomy places the organism in Eukaryota, Viridiplantae, Streptophyta, Magnoliopsida, Cornales, Cornaceae. The record is from RefSeq and is a predicted model, not a curated record. Gene Ontology annotation, biological process: vesicle-mediated transport. The transcript has 2 exons.